Laccaria bicolor S238N-H82 is the source of this 186-nucleotide messenger RNA. RefSeq lists its product as uncharacterized. NCBI's taxonomy places the organism in Eukaryota, Fungi, Basidiomycota, Agaricomycetes, Agaricales, Hydnangiaceae. The record is from RefSeq and is a predicted model, not a curated record. Bases 1 to 186 code for a protein of 61 amino acids. The transcript is spliced from 3 exons.
AUGUCUGAGAUAUGUGGCUCAUGGGAAUCACUGAACUCAAAAGGUUGGAGGUUGGGCGCACGGACUAGAGGAUCAUGUAUACUGGCUUCGGUUAUGCCAACACACAUCCACAUCACACUGUCUGUGCUCUGUCAAGAACACAAAGAGGUGAUAUCUACAAGGGAGCCCGACCGUGUCUGUGUGUGA